UUGGCGUCGCCGGAGAGGAGUGCCGGGGCGAGAGCGCCGCCUUGGCAGUCCAGAGAAGCGGGAGAUUUGUGUGCCGGUCGGAAGCAGGAAAUUUCCCAUGGGCUGGCAAUUCAUGUCCUGGAGAUCAGUUUGGAUCCAUGGAUCACCACUUUGAGUGGAAGUUCUUCCCAAUGGCCAACAAAGCUACAAGUCCUUGGAUUUCGUGGGAUGGUGUUGUGGCUAAUAAGAUGAGAUCAAACUGCUAUCCUUUUUGAAAAUGUUUUUUUCCACUGAAGUUUCUUUUUCAGAGGUCACCAUCACCCUUUUUGUGGUGGCAGCUAUUUUUAUUUCUAUACAUAUGUUAAUGAAGACCAAGCGGCCCCAACCACCAGGACCUUGGUCGUUACCAAUUCUGGGGAAUCUUCUCCAGGUUGAGGAGCAUCCAUACAUUUCCUUUCAACGCAUGAGGAAGAAAUACGGAGACGUGUUUCAGAUAAAGCUCGGAAUGGUCCCUGUUGUGGUGGUUAAUGGUCUGGAGGCAGUAAAACAGGUGCUUUUGAGAGAUGGGGAGAGUUUUGCUGGUCGACCGGAUAUGCACACUUUUUCAUUUUUCGCCGAUGGAGAUAGCAUGUCAUUUUCAGUCCACUAUGGGGAAAGUUGGAAACUUCAGAAGAAAAUUGCUGGAAGAGCUUUGAGAUUGCUUUCCAAAUCUGAAGCCAAGUCUUCAACGUGCUCUUGCCUCCUUGAAGAGCAUGUGUGCGAUGAAGCUUCAGAACUGGUGAAAACGUUGCUGGAGCUCUCAAAGAAUGGUGGCUUUGAUCCUGCGGCUGUGACUACCUGUACGGCAGCGAAUGUUGUUUGUGCCCUUUGCUUUGGCAAGAGGUACAAUCAUAAUGACAAAGAAUUUCUGGGUGUGAUUAAGUUAAAUGAUGAUUUUGUAAAAGCUUCAAGUGCUUUCAAUCCUGCUGAUUUUAUACCCUGCCUACGUUACCUUCCACUGCCGGCUGCAAAAGUUGCUCGUACAUUUUAUAGAAAAUUAAAUGACUUUGUUUCGGCAUGCGUAGAACACCAUUGUACCACAUAUGAUAAGAACUAUGUCCGAGACAUCACUGAUGCUCUGAUUACUGUUGGCAAUGAGAAAAAAGAGGAUGCCAAAACUGCUUUGUCAGAUAAGAAAAUAAUAAAUACUGUCAAUGACAUCUUUGGAGCGGGUUUCAGUACCAUAACGGCAUGUUUGCAAUGGAUAUAUCUGUACUUGAUAAGCAAACCAGAAUUUCAAACUAAGAUUCAGGAAGAAAUUGAUGAAAAAAUUGGACUAAGACCACCAAGGUUUGAUGAUCGAAAAAUUCUGCAUUAUACAGAAGCUUUCAUCAAUGAAAUUUUCAGGCACUGUUCCUUCUUGCCAUUCACCAUUCCUCACUGUACUACCAGAGAUGCUGUUCUCAAUGGGUACUAUAUUCCUCAAAGCACUUGCAUCUUCAUUAAUAUGUAUCAAGUCAAUCAUGAUGAAGCUGUGUGGGAGGAUCCAUAUUCAUUUAAACCCGAGAGAUUUCUGAAUGAAAGUGGAGAACUCAAUAAGAGCUUGGUGGAGAAGGUUUUGAUCUUUGGAAUGGGGAUACGAAAAUGUCUGGGAGAGGAACUAGCUCGCAAUGAGGUUUUUGUUAUCAUCACCACCAUCUUGCAACAGCUGAGACUGGAGAAACCUCCUGAAGAUCAACUAGACCUGACUCCAGUGUAUGGCCUCACCAUGUCACCGAAACCAUAUCGACUUCAAGCAGCAUUGCGCACUUAGCAUGAAGUAACAUUUGAACAGGGGGCAGCCUUCCUUUACAAACCAUAUAGCAUGCAGUAAAUAUUAAGUAACCCUUGAUCGUUGUGUCAAAAUAGCUAUGGGAAGAGGGGGAAUUCAAACUGGGGAAACGUUAGCCUCCUCUCCUCACAUCAUGAAUACGAUGAUGACGAUAAUGAUAAUGAUAAUAGUGAUAAUAAUAAUAAUUUUUAUUUGUACCUUUCCUUCCUUUACCCACAACAAAUGUCAGCAUCAAAUUUGAGGAAAGCAGUCACAUAUUGUGAAUAAUAGUAUUAUUUGUCCACAUGUAAAUAAUCAUAAUCAUAAUCAUCACCAUCAUCAAAUAACUUUAUUAAUAUUCCACCCUAUCUCCCUGGAGGGACUCAGGGCAGAUAUGAACAGAAAAAAGCAUGAAUCAUGUAAGUGUAUGAUGAGUCUGAGACUGAAAAUUGAUUCAGAGAGAAAUGCAUCUGUUAAGUAGGAACAGAGAGACAGAAUUAAUUCUGUAGCAUGUAAGACUGAAGAGAGGCUUUGCAAAUCAGCUGAAGAUACUGGUAUGAGGUUGUGUUAAGACAGGCAGUGGGCGUGGCCUUUUCAUGCUUGUUUUCUACAUAACCAUGAAGCAAGGUCAAAUCCACAUAGGCUAAAUAAUGCAACCUUACCUUGAUCUUAGCCUGUUGGAAUACACAGCAUACGUCUUCCAUUGUGAAAAUGCAUAUUUUCAAGACAAUUAAGGGCUUUAAGACAAAUAAAAAAACCUUCUGCUGGUUUUCAAAACAUAUGAUUUCACCUCAAAUUGUGAUUGUGGUUGAAAUCACGGGUGGGGGGAGAGUGGUUGAUGGGUGGCCAUCUAAUUCCAGUAAUCGCUUAGGCUACCUGAUAGUUCCUGCUAUUGUAGGGUAGUGUCCUUGUUUUUAAAUGUAUUUCCACAACUUUUAGUAUCAUUUCAACUCUUGUAUUUCCUGCUUGGUUAAUAUGCUCUCACAUGCUUUAAUUGUCCCUGAAAUUUUCCCCACAUCAUUUUAAAACACACAAGGAAAUAACAAGUACUGAUUGUUUAUUUUAGUGCAUUGUUCUUGUUCUUCUAUUAGAAGCCUUGCCAUAUCACAUGAAAGCCUUGUGUUUUGCCAUAAUCUGUGCUGCACAUGUCAUUUUUUAUGUCGAGACCAGUUUGUAUCCUUUUGGAAAUAAAUUAGUCUGAUAUUUUGGUAACAA
Molecule: messenger RNA, 2983 nt
Organism: Anolis sagrei ordinatus
Lineage: Eukaryota; Metazoa; Chordata; Lepidosauria; Squamata; Anolidae
Product: cytochrome P450 1A1-like
Biological process (GO): progesterone metabolic process; hormone biosynthetic process
Molecular function (GO): heme binding; iron ion binding; oxidoreductase activity, acting on paired donors, with incorporation or reduction of molecular oxygen, reduced flavin or flavoprotein as one donor, and incorporation of one atom of oxygen
Source: RefSeq, a predicted model, not a curated record